Messenger RNA from Pteronotus mesoamericanus, 488 nucleotides. Its product is annotated as ADP-ribosylation factor 1-like. The record is from RefSeq and is a predicted model, not a curated record. Lineage: Eukaryota; Metazoa; Chordata; Mammalia; Chiroptera; Mormoopidae. The transcript is spliced from 2 exons. Gene Ontology annotation, molecular function: GTP binding; GTPase activity. Gene Ontology annotation, cellular component: cytoplasm; plasma membrane. The coding region runs from base 39 to 443 and encodes 134 amino acids. Gene Ontology annotation, biological process: intracellular protein transport; vesicle-mediated transport.
GGUUUCUCUGGCCAGUGUCUCUCCCUCCGGUCUGCAGCAUGGGGAAUAUCUUUGCAAACAUCUUUAAGGGCCUUUUUGGCAAAAAAGAAAUGCGCAUUCUCAUGAUGGGCCUGGAUGCUGCGGGGAAGACCACCAUCCUGUACAAACUGAAGCUGGGUGAGAUCGUGACCACCAUCCCCACCGUAGUUCUCAUCUUUGUGGUUAACAGCAAUGACCAAGCACGCGUGAACAAGGCCCGAGAGGAGCUCAUGCAGAUGCUGGCAGAGGACGAGCUCAGGGAUGCUGUCCUGCUCAUGUUCGCAAACAAGGAGGACCUCCCCACUGCCAUGAAUGCGACCGAGAUCACGGACAAGCUGGGCCUGCACUCACUGCGCCACAGGAACUGGUACAUUCAGGCUACCUGUGCCACCAGUGGGGACUGGCUCUAUGAGGGACUGGACUGACUGUCCAAUCAGCUCAGGAACCAGAAGUGAGCUGCACUCUUCUCU